Messenger RNA from Gasterosteus aculeatus aculeatus (three-spined stickleback), 1729 nucleotides. RefSeq names its product troponin T type 1 (skeletal, slow) (gene tnnt1). NCBI's taxonomy places the organism in Eukaryota, Metazoa, Chordata, Actinopteri, Perciformes, Gasterosteidae. Gene Ontology annotation, molecular function: tropomyosin binding; troponin T binding. Gene Ontology annotation, biological process: sarcomere organization; slow-twitch skeletal muscle fiber contraction; regulation of muscle contraction. The record is from RefSeq and is a predicted model, not a curated record. Gene Ontology annotation, cellular component: troponin complex.
UCACAGUUAUUCUUGUAUCAUAUACUCGGACACCCGGUAAUUCUCACAGCAUGUACAUUCAUUGACACACACACAGGGCCCCUCCACCUCUCAAUAUAAACCCCCUCUGUUUGUACAUUAGCCAUUCUGCGUAUCUCAGCCCCUCUCUGUUGUGUCGGGUGGUACCACACCUUCAUUCAGUUGCGUAAUCUGUCAGUGAACAGCUUCCUGUAUCUUCAGCAGUCCCAAUCUCGGGUGUGUGAGCGUUCCUGAAUGCAGCACGAGAUGUCAGAUGUAGAAGAGGAGUAUGAGGAGCGUGAUGCUGAAGAGGAGCUGGAGGCCGAGCUAGAGGAGCAGGAGGAGCCCGAAGCGGCAGAGGAGGAUGAAGAAGUCUGAACCUGUCAAGAACGGCUUGGUGGAGGAAGGAACCGAGAGUUUGAAAACAAAAAGGACUUUAAUGGUCAAAAUGUUAAAAAAGCAAACCGCAGACAGGAACCAGGAACAGAACCCGGGGAACGACAUCCAGGGAGGACGUGCAACAUCCAGGGUUGAACAAUCAACGUUCAGGAAUGACGCGAGAAAGGACACAUGACACACAGGGCUUAAAUACACUGGCAGGUGCAGGUGAAAACAAUCACGGGGUGGGGACAGGAUAAGGCAGGAAGUGAAGUUAACCCAGGGACACAGGAAACAAACCCACGCCGCGACAGAACCUCGCUCUCUUCCUUCCUCUCGUUUGUCAAUGUCUUCAUGUUAUAUUUUGAUCGUAUUUCAUCGCCCCCUCAAUCUGUUUUUUCUACCCUUCAUCUCUUGUACCUUCUGUCCGGCAUCUUUUUCUUCACCCUCCUUGCAUCUUUCAUUCUGUCUUCAUGUGGUGGCUGGUCCCUCAGAUCAAGACGCCCAGGAAGAAGAAGAACGCCCCAAACCCAAACCCAUGGUGCCUCAACACGUCGCUCCAAAGAUUCCUGAGGGAGACCGGGUGGACUUUGAUGACAUCCACAGAAAGCGCAUGGAGAAGGACUUACUGGAGCUGCACACUCUGAUCGACGUCCACUUUGACCAGAGGAAGAAGGACGAGGAAGAGCUCAUCAGCCUCAAGGAUCGGAUUGAGCGCCGUCGUUCAGAGAGAGCUGAGAUCCAGAGGGUUAGAACGGAGAAGGAGAAGGACCGACAGAACAGGAUUGCGGAGGAACGUCACAGAAAAGAGGAGGAGGAGGCCAAGAAGAAGGCCGAAGAUGACCUCAAGAAGAAGAAAGUGCUGACUGGCAUUGGAGCAAACUUUGGAGGCUUCCUGGCCAAGGCAGAGACGAGGAAGGGCAAGCGUCUGACGGGCAGAGAGGUCAAGAGGAAGACUCUGAACGAGAGACGGAAGCCGCUGUGCAUCGACAACCUGAGGGAGGAAUCUCUCAAGGAGAAGGCCCAGGAGAUGUGGAACUGCAUCCACCAGCUGGAGUCUGAGAAGUUUGAGUUCAUUGAGUACAUGAAGCACCAGAAAUACGAGAUCAUCGUGCUGCUGAACAGAAUCCAACACGCUCAGAAAUUUAAAAAGAUCCACGGCAAAGGGAAAGUGGGCGGCCGCUGGAAGUAAAAUGGACUUGAAAGAGAAAACAAGAACUGAAAGCAGUGUAGGAAUCACGCAUCCUGCCACUCUGUGGGCCUUUCCUGUGUGUGUGAGAGAGAUAUUUGAUGUUUCUUGAUGAAUAAAGCGACAUGCACUCAAUUUGGAGUUGUUGUGUGGAUCACAACCCCA